AUGGAAGUUGUCAGCAAAAGUGCGGCCGCAAGCACUCAACUUGCGCUCACUUCUGCACUGCGGUUUGCCAUGGCGACGAGCCUUGUCCCCCGUGCGAAGAACCUUGCGACGUACUGUGCAGUCACUCUAAAUGUACCAGGAAAUGCCGGGAGCCAUGCACCCCAUGCGCAGAAGAGCAAUGCUUCUCCAGAUGCCCACACAGUGCGUGCACGAUGCCUUGCGCCGCCCCGUGCAACCACAUUCCGUGCUCCAAACGGUGCGACCAGAAGCUGCAGUGUGGUCACCAAUACCUGUGGAAGCGAAGAAAUCAAACACCAGGUUGUGGACUUUAUACUGGGUGAGACAUACGAGAACAUCAACCUGGAUGAGAAUCCGUGCAUUUUCCCUCGGUGUGGUCAUUUCUUGACGAUGGAAAGCAUGGACGGGCAAAUGGCCUUGCAAGAGCACUACGAACUCGACGAACAAGGAAGACCUAUGUCGAUCAACGAUGCGUCGCGCCCGUUCUCCAUGGACGAUAUCAAGACAUGUGCCACCUGUCGUGGGUCACUGAGAGAUCUUGCCAGAUACGGUCGACUUGUGCGUCGAGCGCUCCUCGACGAAUCCACCAAGAAGUUCAUCCUUUACCUGAACCGCGAAUACGUUCCCCUGGAGGAGGAACUCGCCCGACAGGUAAAACUAAUGCAGGAAACAGACGUUGCAGGUAGAAAAGGACCAGUCUGGCCCGACCAUCUGCAACUCGAAGGCUCAAUUCAGCAGAAUGUCAAGACAAUGACGGAAUUAGUUCAACAUACAUCCCCUGGCCGGUGGAAGGAUAUAACCAAGCUCCGCGACAAGGUCGUCGCCUACCGCAAACGAGUAGCCUUGGACGAACAGCCCUACGACCGCGUCCGCAGCAUGGUCGAAAACGCCAAACGAAGGAACAAGACCGACGGAGACUUUGACUUCGACAACACCAUCCUCCAAUCAAAGGGCGUCCUCCUCGCAACGGCCCUGAACCUCCGUCUCGACAUCGCCCUGCUAACUGAUUUCCUUACCGUCAAGGACCGCGGCUCGUCACAAACGGGCAAUAUCACUAUCUCCCUCAACCUACAAGACGCAAGAGACGAGUGCUCCACACUCAUAAACCUCGCAGACGUGUCCGGCCGUAUCCGCCAGCAAGCAGAGGGCCACACUUUCCUUGCGCACCUCCACGUCCUCGAAAGAUCCCAGACCCUUUCUUCACAAGCUGCGGAGACACACCUUCAAGAAGCGCAGGCCGCCGUCGCUCGCGCGCGGUCCCUCUGUACGCAGCACCCAACACAGACGAGGGGGCUUCUGCCCGAUAUAGAGGGCGUUGACAAAAUGCUCCGCGACUCGACUUUUUAUGCAGUGGUGACGAACGAGGAGCGCAUGGCGGUGGUAGCGGCCAUGGCGCGCGAGUUCCAUGGCACGGGACAUUGGUAUUACUGCCGGAAUGGACACCCGUUUACGAUCGGGGAGUGCGGUGGUGCGAUGGUGCAGACGGUGUGUCCUGAGUGUGGGGAGCCGGUUGGGGGGAGGGAGCACCGGGUUGCGGAGGGGGUGGUGAGGGCGGAUGAUUUGGAGGCGCCAUUUGAGGGAAUGCAUCUGUGA
Aspergillus viridinutans is the source of this 1611-nucleotide messenger RNA. RefSeq lists its product as uncharacterized. The record is from RefSeq and is a predicted model, not a curated record. Lineage: Eukaryota; Fungi; Ascomycota; Eurotiomycetes; Eurotiales; Aspergillaceae. The coding region runs from base 1 to 1611 and encodes 536 amino acids. The transcript has 2 exons.